AUGAUGAUGAUGAUGAUGAUGAUGAUGUGCCGUGUGAUGUGUGUGUUGGCCGUUGUGUUGUGCUGCGCCUGCGGGUAUACCAUGACGGCUGCUGCUACUACUCCUGUUAAGGCUGGACGGCCAAAGGCGGUGAUGGCUUUUAUUGAUUUUGGUUUUCCGUAUUUUCAGGGUUCCUCAAGAGGUAAACAAACUUCUGCGGGACGUGGUAAUGGAGGAACGACAGAUCAUUUAACCAAUGAAGAAGGUAGAGAUAUUUCUGCCGAAAGGGGUGAAUCAGGUGGUGUUGCACAUAGUGAAGGUUUACGUUCAGGUGCUGAUCCUUUAGGGAAUGCGUUAUCACCAGACCCUUCACAGGUGCAGGCAACAUUAUCACAAAGUACAGUCAUCACCGAAUCUGACGGAGAUGAUUCCAUCGCGAGAAACCAACAAGAUCCGUCUGAGAAAGCCAAAGAAGACAGUACUGCUAAUGGUGGUAAACCUUUGCAGCACUCUUUUUCAUCCACAGAAAUCGCUGCGCCUGGUGAUGUUAAUCCGACUACAGCAGGUUCUCCUUCUACAGAAAGUUUACCCUCAUGCAAGGAAGCUACAGGAAGUACGUCAUCAACAGAUGCUUUAGAUUCACAGGUGACAGCAUCCUUAACUUCAGACAGACACUCAGCUGAAGGUGUUGAUUCUAACCAAGAGAAGCCACAACCACAGUCAGAAAAUACAGUACCAAGCUUACAAGAAACCAAUUCCACUACUACGCCAAGCACCGAGAACACUACAUCUGGCGACCAUAAUACUUCCCAGCAACCAUCUUCUGCAAGUGUUGAUGUGACUGCCUCAUCAAACUCACAAGAUCCAAAUCCCACUAUUCCGCCGAGUCCGGAGAACACUAAUACAGAAGCACCAACCACAACUCCAUUUCCAUCUCCUGUACCCAAAGCAGAGAUCAACACCAACAACAUCACUUCCACCCUAAAAAACAAGGCUAAUGCUGACAGCAGUAUCAGUCCUGUGUGGAUGCGCACUGCAGCACCGCUACUGAUUGUGGCUUUAUUGUUCUCCGCUACUGUGUACUGA
Messenger RNA from Trypanosoma theileri, 1065 nucleotides. RefSeq lists its product as uncharacterized. NCBI's taxonomy places the organism in Eukaryota, Euglenozoa, Kinetoplastea, Trypanosomatida, Trypanosomatidae. The coding region runs from base 1 to 1065 and encodes 354 amino acids. The record is from RefSeq and is a predicted model, not a curated record. The transcript has a single exon.